GGUAACCCGAGCUACAAACCCUAAACGCUACGUCUAAACUUUUCCGACCUUCUCUUUCAAUUCGGUGACUCCGCCGGCGGCGCGUAAGGGAUUCCGUCAGCGCGUGAGGGUACAGUUCGCGCGUGAUUCCUAGUUCACCGCUGACCUAUGCGUUGUUCGACCCGCAUUGGAGAGUUCACGCCGGAGGGACGGUGGAAUCUCACCGGACGGCCGUGAUUUCGCACCUCUAUGGCUUCCGCCGUCCUUGCUAACCGGAACGAACCGAAUUGGCCACAGCAUAGAGGCGGUGGAGCUGGAUUCAUGGGAAAAGUACCUUUUUCUAACCCUAACCCUAAUUCUAAUCCUAAAUUAGCGAAUAGCAAAAGGACCCAAUCGGCGUCCGACGAUGCUUCCUCUAUCAACAGGAGAUCGAACGACGCUGGCGUAAGUCACUCUCAAUACGUGUGCUUCAGCAUAUCUACGUGCACAAAGAAGGAGCUCAACGACAUCAAAAAUCGCCUUGUGUCGGAGCUUGAACAGGUUCGCAAGUGCAGAAAUCGAAUCGAAUCCGGCGAGUUACAGCCCGGGCAGAGCUCCAACGGCCACCCGAAGAAACCGUCAAGCAAAAAGGUUUCCGGCAACAAACGACCCUUACCGUUGAAUUCCGUUAAGGAAUUGAAACGGUCGCAUUCGGAAGUUGGGAACACGAUGAAGGUUUGCUCGCAGAUUUUGCAGAAGCUGAUGAAACACAAACAUGGGUGGAUCUUCAAUGUUCCUGUUGAUGUUGUCGGAAUGGGACUCCACGAUUACUAUGAUAUAAUUAAGCAACCCAUGGAUCUGGGUACUGUGAAGUUGAAUCUCUCUAAGAACGUGUACUCCACGCCUUCGGAUUUCGCUUCUGAUGUGAGGUUAACUUUCAACAAUGCACUGACUUAUAACCCUAAGGGCCAUGACGUAUACACCAUGGCGGAGCAGCUUCUGGCAAGGUUUGAGGAGCUGUAUCGGCCGAUGCGCGACAAAUCUGAAGGUUGGAUUAGACAAGAUCAAGAUUACGAUGAGGAAUUGCAGGCUAGUUCUUGGAGCCACGUGGAGCCGGAGAGGGUGAAAAAGAAGGAGAAUCCAAUCCCUCCUCCGAAAUUGCAACAAGAGCCUCCCCAGCCCCCUGCGAGUUCAUCAAACCCCCCAUUGUUGCAGUCUCCUGUGCGCACGCCAUCUCCAAUGCGAGCCCCUCCUGUGAAGCCUUUGAAACAACCGAAGCCAAAGGCUAAGGAUCCCAACAAGAGGGAGAUGAGUCUGGAGGAGAAACACAAAUUGGGGUUAGGGUUGCAGAGUUUGCCAGCAGAGAAAAUGGAACAGGUGGUGCAGAUCAUAAGGAGGAGGAACGGGCAUUUGAAGCAGGAUGGGGAUGAGAUCGAGCUAGAUAUUGAGGCUGUUGACACAGAGACCCUUUGGGAACUUGAUCGGUUAGUGACUAAUUAUAAGAAGAUGGUUAGCAAGAUUAAGAGGCAGGCAUUGAUGGGCAAUAUUAACAACAACAAUGAGCAGUCUAGCAGAGGGAACGGGGAAUUGGCUGCUAGCGAGAAGGUUGAUGGGGGUGCAAUUGAGGUGAAGAAGCCGAAGAAAGUAGAAGCAGGGGAUGAGGAUAUUGACAUUGGAGACGAGAUGCCAAUGAGUAUGUUUCCCCCUGUGGAGAUUGAGAAAGAUAAAGAUGUUGGUGGAGGGCAUGCAAGCAGUAGUUCUAGUAGCUCUGGCAGUUCAAGCAGUGAUUCAUCAUCGUCAAGUGAUUCGGAUUCAGGGAGUUCCUCGGGGAGCGAUUCUGAAGCAGACAAUGGGCAUUUGUAGCAGUCCACCCCUUGUGAUUUUGGAACUUAUGAUCAAACUGAUCUUUUGGGGUAGGCGGGUAAAGAAAAUGGUUGCUUUAUUUGCUUCCUCUGAGGGCUCGCUUGAAUGCAUGAGGGAUUGUGACCGUUUGUUAGUUCGUUUUGGUGAAAGUAGUAACGGUUGGAUUGUGGCGCCGACCACUUGCUCCAGGACUUGUGGUGUCAUAGUUGUACAAAUGAUUUGGAAACCGAAGUAAUCGUCAAAACAAUCUGUAGGCCAGAAAGUAGGCUUAAAUGUGGUGAAAAUUCUAGGAUAGAAUCGUUAAAGGUUAGGAAUAGAUCCGAGAGAAUUAGUGUUUUUUGAGUUUUACCUUGUACACAUUACAACAGUAAAUAGAAUGGAACAACCUUCUUUGAAAAA
This is a messenger RNA of Vigna umbellata (rice bean), 2220 nucleotides long. RefSeq names its product transcription factor GTE7-like. Gene Ontology annotation, molecular function: protein binding. Lineage: Eukaryota; Viridiplantae; Streptophyta; Magnoliopsida; Fabales; Fabaceae. The record is from RefSeq and is a predicted model, not a curated record.